GGCCUCGUGAUUACACAUCACAUGACAUGACACCAUGACACCUCUAUUGACUUCCGGGAUCGAAGUUUGAGCAGCGAAAGGGUUCUGUUUUUUUCAUUCAGGAACACCAGAAAGUUUUUCAGAAAAGAUAAUAAAAAACACUGAAGAUGGGGUCAUUGUUCAGGAGUGAGGAGAUGACCCUUGCUCAGCUGUUCCUCCAAUCAGAGGCAGCUUACGCAUGUGUGGCAGAACUCGGAGAACUUGGACUCGUGCAGUUUAGAGAUUUAAACCCAGAAGUGAAUGCUUUUCAGCGGAAAUUUGUCAAUGAAGUGAGGAGGUGUGAUGAGAUGGAACGAAAGCUCCGUUACAUUGAAAAAGAAGUGAACAGUAGCGGCAUUAAGAUUCAUGAUGCCGGAGAGCAUGUUCCAGCUCCUGCGCCACGAGAACUCAUUGAUCUGGAGGCGAAACUGGACAAACUUGAGAGUGAAUUACGUGAAGUGAAUUCAAAUCAGGAGGCUCUGAAUCGAAAUUAUCUUGAGCUGCAAGAACAGAUGAACAUUCUUCGCAAUACUCAAUCUUUCUUCAAUAUAGGCGAUCAUCAAGCAACCUUUGUAGAUGAUCAACCGAUUGUCGGGCAAACUGUCAUCUCUGGUAUCCAUGCACUAGGAUGUCUGUCAGGUGUCAUCAACCGAGAUAGAUUGCCCGCAUUUGAGCAAAUGUUGUGGCGUGUGUCCCGUGGAAACAUCUUUCUGCGGUACAGUGAUAUUGAACACCCUCUGCAGGACCCAACAACGGGAGAUGAUGUUUACAAGUGUGUGUUUGUCCUCUUCUUUCAAGGCGAACAGCUCGGGAUUAGAGCCCGUAAAAUAUGCGAAGGAUUUCGAGCUUCGCUGUAUCCUUGCCCCGAAGAUAUUGAAGAGAGGAAGGAGCUGACUACAGGUAUCCAAACAAGAAUACAGGAUCUACAGAUGGUUUUGAAUCAAACCCAUGAUCACCGUCAGCGUCUGCUUGUGGAGACCGCCACCACUCUUCAUGUGUGGUUCAUUAAAGUCAACAAAAUGAAAGCUAUCUACCACACUCUGAACCUCUUCAACCUGGAUGCCCAAAGGUGCCUGAUUGCCGAAUGCUGGUGCCCGGUCGAUGACCUGGAUGCUAUUCAACUGGCCUUGAGACACGGCACGGAGACUAGUGGAGCAAGUGUGCCCUCUAUCCUGAAUCGUGUAGACUCACCACUCCAGCCACCAACAUGUAAUAAGACCAACAAGUUCACAAGCGUGUUCCAAGACAUCAUUGAUGCUUAUGGCGUUGCUAGUUACCGAGAGGUUAACCCAGCUCCCUACGCAAUAAUUACAUUCCCAUUUUUGUUUGCUAUAAUGUUCGGCGAUGCUGGUCAUGGGCUGCUGAUGGCGCUGUUUGGAUUGUGGCUGCUCGUAAAUGAACGCAAGCUUAUUCAAGCCUAUGGAAAUGAUGAGGUAUUUGGCAUUCUCCUAGGAGGGCGCUAUAUCAUAUUCUUGAUGGGCAUUUUCUCAAUCUACACCGGCCUCAUAUAUAACGAUGUAUUUUCCAAGUCAUUGAAGUUCUUUGAUUCCAGUUGGAAUGUUAGUGGGAUGAAGUUCACAGAUAGUGAUUUGUAUGCUGCUGAUGCUUCCUAUUUUCUGAGGCCACAGAAUACAACCAAUGGAAUCCCUUAUCCAUAUGGAAUGGACCCUAUUUGGCAGCUGGCUGGCAACAAAAUUAGCUGGUUGAACUCUUACAAGAUGAAAAUGUCUAUCAUAAUUGGAAUAUCUCAGAUGGUGUUUGGAGUCAUUUUAAGUGUUUUCAACUAUGUUCACUUUAAAAAGUAUUCCAGCCUUCUGUUUGAUUUCAUUCCGCAAAUCAUUUUCCUGUUGUUCAUUUUUGCGUACAUGGUUGUUUUGAUUGUUGUGAAAUGGUUCUUGUACGACGCUGAAAGAUCUCAGACUGCCCCCAGCCUUAUCAUAACCAUCAUCAAUAUGUUUCUAUUAACAAACGACGAAUCACUCAUGAUGUAUCAACACCAGUAUAAAGUACAGAUAGUGCUGGUGGUAUUAGCUGUUUUGUGUAUUCCGUGGAUGUUGUUUGCGAGACCUGUAUACCAGUUGCUUUUGCACCGUGCUCGAUUGAAUAAGCGCUUAUCUACUGUGAGUAUCAGCUGUCGGGGUCGAGAUGAUGAUGCUGAAAUUAUAAUUAACGACGAUGCUUUACAGACUGAUACCGAGAUGGGAGAUGUUAUUUCAGACGUGUCAGUUGUGGAGGAAAACUUUCAAUUUGGUGAGGCAUUGAUCUACCAAGGAAUUCACACCAUUGAAUACUGCCUAGGUUGUAUCUCGCACACUGCUUCCUACCUGCGUCUAUGGGCUCUCAGCCUUGCUCAUGCUGAACUUUCCGAGGUGCUAUGGUCUAUGGUGUUAAAGAAUGGACUGUCUCAGAGCUCGCUGCUAGGCUGUGUGAUGUUGUUUGGUGUGUUUGCAUUCUGGGCCGUCAUGACUGUUUGUAUCCUAUUGCUGAUGGAGGCAUUGUCUGCAUUUUUACAUACCCUUCGUUUACAUUGGGUUGAAUUUCAGAGCAAAUUUUACAGUGGCGAAGGUCACCCAUUCAAGCCAUUUUCAUUCCAAGAUCUCACAGCUGAACAUCAAGAAUAGGUCAAGGGUCAACUUGUAUACUGCUCCCCUGCAUGAUACAGCAGAGUGGAUGGGCUUGUAUACUGCCCUCUAGCUGUAGAUCAGCUUUCCAUUAAAUUGCAAAUGAGGCAUGUUAAAAUAUGUUAGCUAUAUGAUAAUUAUUAUGUUUCCAAAAUGUGAAUGAAUUAAUCUAGCCAUCGGCAUAUAUUUUUCAUUCAGUAUAUCAGAGUUUGUCCUCUAAAAUGGUCACCAAGUAUAUGUGUACUUAAAAAUAUUUGUAAAAAAAAAAUGUGUCAAAUUUAAUAAAUUGCCGGGUCUUGAAGUUUUGAAUUAUCUAUAAUUAUUUGACAGGAAGUUCAAAAUUAUAUUAGAAGGCAAGUGAUAAUCCAAGCAUCAUGAAAAGUAUAUUUAAAACAAUUUUAAAUACAAAAUUUGAUAGAACAUUUGUCAAUUGAAAAUUAAAUAAGAAAAAUAACCAAGAGUCGCCUGUUUCCCCUUCAGAAUUUCAAAACAAUUGAGAAAAAUUCCUAUGUAAUUUUUUACAGAUUAUAAAUGGUUUUAGGCUACCCCCUUGCCCCUCCCACAUCGGCACCACCACUGGUACAAUUAGAUAAUGCUAUGCUGUGAUCUGUAUAAUGUAGAGGCAUCUGAAUACUCUCAAUUAUAUUAUAAUGUGGAGAUCAAUUUAUAAUCCUUAUAUCAUAUAUAAUCUUUUACAUAAAUCAUUAUCAUUUGCCGAAUAGAAUGAUUUUCUAGCAGCAUAUUGGUAACUCAGAACCUAGCUUUUUAAUUAUAGUAGCGGGUGUAGUGUACUAUAUAUUCAACUCAGUAAGGAACCAUCAUUUAUAUUUACCGGUAGUGUACUUAUUUUUAGUAACACCAUAAUUUGCAAUACAUGAAUGGAAAAAUAUUGAAAUUUAAUUUAUAUAUCGGCUGUGUAAGACUUUGGCGUCUUGUAAUACAAAUGUCUUUCAUGUUUAGUCACAGCAGUACAUUGUAAUACAUUAAACUAUUUUCUUAUAUUCUAAAAACAUAAGUUAAUAUCAUGAAUAAAGGAUCUAUUAUCCUUUGCAUGCAUGCAAAAA
Molecule: messenger RNA, 3703 nt
Organism: Anneissia japonica
Lineage: Eukaryota; Metazoa; Echinodermata; Crinoidea; Comatulida; Comatulidae
Product: V-type proton ATPase 116 kDa subunit a-like
Exons: 19
Coding region: 147-2639 (830 amino acids)
Biological process (GO): proton transmembrane transport; vacuolar acidification
Cellular component (GO): plasma membrane; vacuolar proton-transporting V-type ATPase, V0 domain; vacuolar proton-transporting V-type ATPase complex
Molecular function (GO): ATPase binding; proton-transporting ATPase activity, rotational mechanism
Source: RefSeq, a predicted model, not a curated record